This is a messenger RNA of Clonostachys rhizophaga, 915 nucleotides long. Lineage: Eukaryota; Fungi; Ascomycota; Sordariomycetes; Hypocreales; Bionectriaceae. The record is from the annotation of a GenBank genome assembly.
AUGUCCAAGACAGACAUCACCAUCGUGGGGGUUGGCAACAUCGGCGCGGCCAUAGUCAAGAAAUGGCUUGAAAAAGGCUUCACGGUCACCAUGUGGAACAGAAAUCCUGAUCGCCCAUGGCUCAAGGAUCUCAGCAAUCUUGGUGCUAUCUUUGAGCACGACCUCAAGGCGGCCAUUGCAAACAGCGAUGUCAUCUUUCUUAGCGUCGCGGCUUAUAGCAACAUCACCGAGUUCUUCUCAUCUAUUCUACCCCUCAAGGAAGGCCAGCCCCCAAAGACAAUCAUCAACAUUACCACAGGUACCCCUCAGCAAGCCCGGGAGAUGGAGACUUGGCUGAAAGCCCAUGGUGUUGCGGAGUAUUUGGAUGGUGCUAUAAUGGUGACACCUGAGCUGGUCGGCACGGAGCACUCAUCUGUCUGGCUUAGCGGUGAGACAGAAGCAGCGUUUUCCAAGAUUUCUAGCAUUAUGUCACCUAUUGGCCGGUCGCAUUAUGUCGCUGAAGACCCAGGAGCAGCAUCCUUGUGGGACAUUGCCGCACUUGCAGCUAUGGACGGCAUGCUUACCGGUGGUCUAUUAGCCAUGAAUCUUCUUAGGCGGCAGAAAAAAGCCCCAGAUGGAAAAGCACCAUCAGUUGAGAACCCAAUUCGGAAGAUUGUAGUCCCUCUGCUUUCAUCAUUUCUCCCCUUCCUCGGAGACAUCGCCGCAGCACUGGAUGAUGAAGACUGGGGUAGGAACUUUGGCAACCCCGUGUCGAUGCAACUGAAAGGCUUUGAGACGAUCCUUGAGGGCCUGAAGCAAGAGAAAGUUAGCACCGAGAGCCUUCAAUUGUUCCAUAAUCUUCUGCUCCGCACAAAGAGAGAGAAGGGCGACGAUGCUGGGUUAGCACCUAUGGGCAUGUAUAUGCUAGAGGAAUAA